AUGCUGAAUGAGAGCAACAUAGAGGACUAUCCACGCUUCGGCUACCGGGGAGUUAUGCUGGACACGGCCCGACAUUACCAACCGAUGUCUAUACUCAAGAAGAACCUGGACGCGAUGUCUUACAAUAAGUUCAACGUCUUCCACUGGCACAUCGUCGAUGACCAGUCGUUUCCAUACGUCAGCACAACGUUCCCCGAACUCUCAGAGAAGGGCGCAUAUUCCCCCAAGCACAUCUACACGCAGAAGGAGGUAAAGGAGAUUAUUGACUAUGCCAGGGAUAGAGGCAUCCGGGUCAUUCCCGAGUUCGACACUCCCGGACACACGAUCAGCUGGGGACAGUCUCAUCUUGAGCUCCUCACACCGUGCUGGGGCGACGGCGAACACCCGGGCACUGCCAACUACACGCAGCACGCUGCCUACGAGAUGCUCAACCCCAUGGAGAACACGACUUACGAAUUCCUAGAGAAGCUGUUCACAGAAGUGAAGGACAUCUUCCCUGACGACUACAUGCAUCUAGGCAUGGACGAAGCCUACCCUUACUGCUGGCAGUCCAAUCCGAAUAUCACCUAUUUCAUGGAGCAGAACGGAAUCGAGGACUAUGGCAAGCUGCAGGAAUACUACACGAUGCGGGUUCUGGACAUCAUGAAGAAGUUAGAGGCCAAAUACAUCAUUUGGCAGGACCCGAUAGACGAUGGAGUUGUGGCCGAUCCUAACACGGUGGUUGAGGUGUGGAAGAACUUCACCGACAUCCCGGCGGUAGCAGCACAUGGUUACAAGAUGAUUCUAUCCUCAUGCUGGUACCUCAACUACAUCAGCUACGGUCAGGACUGGAAGAUUUAUUAUCUUUGCGACCCAUACGCAUGGAACGGAACCGAUGAAGAGAAGAAGCUGAUGAUAGGAGGAGAGGCGUGUAUGUGGCACGAGUACGUGGAUGGAACCAACCUGCUGCCUAGACUUUGGCCCCGCGCCUCGGCGGUGGCUGAGCGACUCUGGAGCGCGAGGGAGGUGAACAACACCGAUGACGCCAUGUACCGCCUGGACGAACAUCGAUGCAGGAUGUUGAGGCGAGGAAUUCCUGCGCAGCCUAUCCUCAACGGUUUCUGUGGAGACUACGAGGAGGGUUGGGAGAAGGAGGAGCCGAAGAAGAGCGCCGGAGGAGUCGUCACCACUCCCACCACCAUCCUCGCUCUCCUUGCCGCGACAGCCUGGCUACUGCUAGCGGCGAAGUACUAGCCAUUAACAAGUGUCAAGCCGUCUUUGUGUAGAUUAUAUAGAAAUUGGUUUGAUACGCGAUGAAGCUAAUACGCGCACACGGCGCGGAUGUAUGAUGGUGUUGUUCGGUUAAAUAGAUCCUUACGAAGUUCACUGGGAAGAAUUUCCAGCGCGCUCUUAGAAGGAUAGCUGACGUGAAUGUAUUGUUAAAAUGAGAUGCAUUUUAUUUCGAUUGGUAACGUCAGCAUACCAUCUUACGCAAUGGUACGGCAAUACUUGAAGUGAUUUUUAGCUCGGAGCGAGUCGUUCAUCGCCUCUCAGGUGACAGUAUUGGUAGCUUAUGUGAAAAUAAUUUUACAAACUACGAUCACGCACAUUUACGUGCAUUUACGUCUCACGGACUUGUAGAUGAUUCUAAAAACCAUUAAAAUAUUAAUCUUUAUGCCCGUGUUGAACAUUCUGCAAUAGUGUUGCAGUCGAUCGAGAUUGAAAUGAGUUAUAUUUAAUAAAAAUCAUUACUCAUUAUAUACAUUA
Molecule: messenger RNA, 1746 nt
Organism: Priapulus caudatus
Lineage: Eukaryota; Metazoa; Priapulida; Priapulimorpha; Priapulimorphida; Priapulidae
Product: beta-hexosaminidase subunit beta-like
Exons: 9
Coding region: 1-1233 (410 amino acids)
Biological process (GO): glycosaminoglycan metabolic process; carbohydrate metabolic process; ganglioside catabolic process
Cellular component (GO): membrane
Molecular function (GO): beta-N-acetylhexosaminidase activity
Source: RefSeq, a predicted model, not a curated record